AUGGCUACCAAAUCUUCUGCCGUGGGUAGCAAGAGGAAGGCUACAAUGGGAGAUAAGGGGAAGCCCAGCGCCGUGGCCAAAAAGGCCCGUCUUGACGGAAACAAAAAGGCUGCGCCAGUCGAUCAAGGCUCGGACGAUUCUGAAGACUUUUCCGAUUCUGACGACGGCGGCGUCCAGCUCGAUAACAAGAAGGAGGGCAAGCCUUCGAUUAAAGGCUACCAAAAGACGUUUGAGCCAGGCCAAAGCUCUCGCGAAGCGCACGCCAAACAGAAGCAGCUUGCAGCCGAGCGCAAGGCCGCUAAGCCCCUUGCCGACGAAGUCCAGCGCACGAAAAAGAUUUGGGAGCGACUGCGCCGAAAGUCUCACGUCCCCAAGGAGGAGCGCCAGGAACUCGUUGCCGAACUCUUCACCAUCAUUACCGGCCGCAUGAAGGACUUUGUCCUCAAGCACGAUGCUGUCCGCGCAGUCCAGACCGCCAUCAAGUAUGCCACUACCGAGCAGCGCAAACUGAUUGCCCGCGAACUCGAGGGUAGCUACGCACAAUUGGCCGAGAGCCGUUACGCCAAGUUCCUUAUCGGCAAGCUCAUGGUGCAGAACGACGACGAGAUCCGUGACCUCAUCAUUCCCAACUUUUACGGCCGAGUCCGCAAAUUGAUCAACCAUUCCGAAGCCUCGUGGAUUCUGGACGACAUCUACCGUACUGUUGCGACCAAGGAACAAAAGGCUUACCUGCUCCGCGAGUGGUACGGCCCUGAAUUCACCCUCAAGGAGCUGACCAAGGACAAGGUUGUAACGGCCAACCUCAAGGAAAUUCUUGCCGACACACCCAGCAAACGCGGCCCCAUUAUGAAGUCGCUGCUCGAAAUGAUCAACACACUUGUGCAGAAGCGCAUGAGCGGCUUCACCAUGCUGCACGACGCCAUGCUUCAGUACUAUCUGGCCACGGAGCCCGGCUCGGAGGAGUUCACGGAAUUUUUGGAGCUGAUCAAGGGCGACGAGACCAACGAUUUACUCAAGAACUUGGCAUUUACACGCUCAGGCUCGCGACUGGUCUGCCUGAUGCUUGCGUACGGCAGCGCAAAGGACAGAAAGCAGCUGCUCAAGAGCUACAAGGACACAUUCUUGACCAUGGCCGGCGAUCAACAUGCUCACCUGGUCAUUCUUACCGCAUACGACGUUAUUGAUGAUACCAAGCUUACCGCCAAGUCCAUUUUCCCUGAACUCGUUGGCGAGAAGAACGAGGAGAUCGUAAUCAACAUUGUUGGCGCCGUCAACAAUCCACAUGCUAGGUUGGCUUUCAUGUACCUCUUCGAGGGCAUGUCCAAAUCUCUUUUCCCUCCUGGUAGCACAUUCGCGCAAGAACUUCUUAACGAAGUUCACGAGAUUCGCAAGACGACGAGUAAGAAGGACGAAGAUGCCCGUCGCCAAGAACUUAUUGCUACCCUUAUUCCCCAUCUCCUCGAAGCCAUUGCUACCGCCCCGUCCGACCUCAUGGCCACGGCGUUUGGCUGCCAGUUUAUUGCAGAUAUCCUUCUGUUCAACACUGGCGACAAAGCUGCCGCCUUGGAAGCGGUGGCCCAGGCCGCCAAGGGCAACCCCAACGAGGAGGUGCCGGAGGACGAGUUGCAGCCUCAGGUCCACGUCUCCAAGACGCCAUUUGGCGGCCGCAUGCUCAAGUCUCUCAUUCAAGGCGGCCGUUUCGACAAGGCCGCGGGCAAGAUUAUCCCCUGCGAGCCGGCGCUGGGAUUCUCAAACAUUCUAUAUCCUGUGAUUUCAGACUACAUUGUGGACUGGGCGACAGGCCCCAGCUCCUUUGUGGUGGUGGCACUGCUCGAGGCUAGCGACUUUAGCGACGCCGAGGCUGUGAGAAAGACACUCAAGAAGAAUAAAAAGCUCCUGGAUAAGGCAGCCAAGGAGCAGACGCCGGAGCAAAAAGCGGCCCAGGAGGCCCGGGAGCUGGCGGCGGAAGCAGACAAGGAGGCUGGCAAGAAGAAGGCUGCCAACAAGAAGAAGUUUGAGCCGGCGGUAGGAAACAGCGGCAGCAAGCUGCUGCUGGAGAAGUUGUAG
Akanthomyces muscarius is the source of this 2067-nucleotide messenger RNA. RefSeq lists its product as uncharacterized. Gene Ontology annotation, biological process: regulation of translation. Gene Ontology annotation, cellular component: nucleolus. The coding region runs from base 1 to 2067 and encodes 688 amino acids. The record is from RefSeq and is a predicted model, not a curated record. The transcript has 2 exons. Gene Ontology annotation, molecular function: mRNA binding. Lineage: Eukaryota; Fungi; Ascomycota; Sordariomycetes; Hypocreales; Cordycipitaceae.